This is a messenger RNA of Caenorhabditis briggsae, 954 nucleotides long. It is a transcript of the gene Cbr-prx-13, whose product is annotated as Protein CBR-PRX-13. Gene Ontology annotation, molecular function: protein binding. Gene Ontology annotation, cellular component: peroxisomal importomer complex; peroxisome; peroxisomal membrane. The record is from RefSeq and is a predicted model, not a curated record. The transcript has 6 exons. NCBI's taxonomy places the organism in Eukaryota, Metazoa, Nematoda, Chromadorea, Rhabditida, Rhabditidae. The coding region runs from base 1 to 954 and encodes 317 amino acids. Gene Ontology annotation, biological process: protein import into peroxisome matrix, docking.
AUGUCUGUACCACCAACAAAUCAACCACCUCCGCUUCCUCCAAGACCUAUUGAUAGUCAGCAGUUGGCAAACCCAAUGAUGAACUCUGGCUUUGGCUACGGUGGAUAUGGAAUGAAUGGAUUCCCUGGAUCCGGAAUGUACGGAACCAGUGGUAUGUACGGUGGAAUGGGUUAUGGUGGAUACGGUGGAUUCAAUCACAUGGGAUACGGUCAACCCGCUGAAAGUAAUUUUGCUCGCCUCGCCGAGGAGCAAUCUCGUGGAGCAUUUCAAUCGAUUGAAUCAGUUGUAAAUGCAGUUUCUUCGGUGGCAAAUAUGCUCAACUCUACGCACAACGCAGUCUACAGCUCUUUUCGAGCAGUUAUUGGAGUUGUUGAACAGUUUGGGAGACUGAAAACGCAGCUAUCAUCAGUUGUUGUUUCUCUCGCACUUUUCCGAUGGGUUUAUAAGUUUUGGAGAUGGCUUUUGGUUAUGCUCAAGUUGAAACCUGCUAACUAUGCCAGUGUAGCGGAAAUGGCUUGGGGAUCUUCACAGCUUUAUGCGACUGUUAACUGGCCAGCCGCUCUAUUCUGGGUUGUAGCUAUUGGAGGUCCAUGGCUCAUCUACAAAUGUGUCAGUCAGAUGGUUCAGGCAGCAGAAGAAAAAAGAAAAUGGGCAACUGGAUCAGCAGCACACUACACAGCUCAGGCGCUGUUCGAUUUCCAAGCAUCCAAUGAUCAAGAGCUGAGUUUUAUGAAUGGCGAGACAUUGAGAGUAGCACCAAAAGAAGAACAACCAAGAGUGAGAGGAUGGCUUUUGGCGAGUGCUGCCGAUGGAACUCGAAUCGGAUUGGUUCCAAUAAACUACGUGAGGAUCGUUGGGAAGCAAUCACAAUCUCCACCUCUGACGCAACAGAGUAAUCUGGACACUUUUGUUAAUUCAUUCCCCUCCAAAGAUUUGAACUCUAAUUUACAGUAA